AUGGAGUCGAGCUCCUCGACAGCCGCCGGCUCGGCUGCGAUGGCUAGCAAGCCAAAGCCCAAGGACUUCAGUCACUACUACUCCGUUACGACGGCACAUCGGGUGCCCAGUGCUAUGAAGGCAUACUACAAGUUCUUCAGAAUCCCUGGUGUUGGAAAUUUGGCUGGUGGCCUGCCGAAUUUACGGUUUUUCCCCUUUGACACCCUCGAGGCGCAAACAGCUAAGCCGGAGCGGUGGACGCCCUCGCCCAACAAGCCCAAUGUCGUGGACGAUCUCUCCGAAUCCACCGCUUCGCUGAAGAUUGACGGAUCCGGCUCCUCCGAUCCCGCCGCGGCGUCACACAUCACCGUCCCGAAAGCCCUGUCCGACGACACCGAUCCGGAGAAGAAGAUCGACCUCGCGACAGCGCUUCAAUAUGGCCUGGCCCAGGGGUACCCACCUUUGUACUCGUUCCUCCGACAGUUCGCCCGCGAGCGCCUGCACCCCAAUGUGCCCUACGAGGGCGGUGUCGAUGUCUGUCUAACCGUCGGGUCGACGGAUGGCAUGUCCAAGACGUUGGAGCUGUUUGUCGAUCCAUGGAGCCCCGAGACGGGCGACGUUCGCGACAGGCCCGGCCUGCUGUGCGAGACGUUCGUAUACGGAAACGUCUUGAGCCAGUCGCAGCCGAAGGGCGUGCAGAUCGUGCCCGUCAAGGCUGACGAGGGCGGCAUGGUGGCGACGGGGCCGGGAAGUCUGGAUGACGUUCUCACCAACUGGGACUACUCCAAGGGCCGGAGACCACACUUGUUGUACACCGUGACAAUGGGCCACAACCCUACCGGCAUACUCCUCUCCCUCGAGCGACGAAAGGAACUCUACGCCAUCGCCUCCAAAUUCGACGUCCUCAUCAUCGAGGAUGACCCCUACUGGUACCUUCAAUUCCCAUCUGCAGCCAUCGAGGAAGGCAAAUCCCGCAACAGACCACCAGUCGCCGACGCCCUGUCCACUCCCUACAAGCCUGAAAAGACCUCAGGGUAUCCCUUCCUCGACUCCCUCGUCCCGUCCUUCCUCGCCGUCGACACAGACGGCCGCGUCAUCAGGCUCGACACCUUCUCCAAGACGGUCGCGCCGGGCUGCCGGCUGGGCUUCAUAACGGCGCAGCCGGACCUGAUCGAGCGGUUCGUGCGGGUGACGGAGUCGUCGACGCAGCAGCCGUCGGGCUUCGUGCAGAGCGUGAUCUCGCAGCUCAUCAUCGGCAAGCAGCCGGCCGAGGUAGAGCGGUCGUGGCUGUCGCUGCGCAAGAAUAGUGAGCGGGCCGCCUUCAGCGGCUGGAACACGGACGGCUGGGUGCGGUGGAUCGAGGGCCUGCGCGGCGAGUACGAGCGCCGCAUGAACCGCAUGUGCCGCAUCCUGGACGAGGGCGCCACCUACGUCAAGCAGGGCACGCCCCGCGCCCCCGCCGACGCCGACGUGUGCGUCCUCACCAAGACGCAGCUGUACGACUUCUCGUGGCCCCGCGGCGGCAUGUUCGUCUGGAUCAGGGUCUUCUUCGAGCAGCACCCGCUGUUCGGCGCCGCCAGCUCCGACGGCAAGGAUAUCAUCGACGGCACGGCCCUGGCCACGGGCCUGCUCAUCCACCUGACCAAGAGCCCCUACAAGGUGAUUGUCAGCCCAGGCAUGAUGUUCUCAGCCACCGAGGAGAUCCGCAGGAACGUCGGCUGGCAGCACUUCCGGCUGUGCUUCGCCGCCGAGACGGAGGAGAACGUGGACCUGUGCUCGGAGAGGUUCGUCAAGGGCGUCAGGAAGUACUGGGCUAUCAAGAAGGCCAAGGAUCUGGAAGAUCUCAUCAAGGAGUCGCCCGUGGCCGCACAAGAUGCCGACGGCGAUGACGAGGAGGACAUUGGAAAUCUGGGGUUAUACCUUGGGUGUUAA
Molecule: messenger RNA, 1911 nt
Organism: Diaporthe amygdali
Lineage: Eukaryota; Fungi; Ascomycota; Sordariomycetes; Diaporthales; Diaporthaceae
Exons: 3
Coding region: 1-1911 (636 amino acids)
Biological process (GO): biosynthetic process
Molecular function (GO): pyridoxal phosphate binding; transaminase activity
Source: RefSeq, a predicted model, not a curated record